Messenger RNA from Fraxinus pennsylvanica, 912 nucleotides. The record is from the annotation of a GenBank genome assembly. NCBI's taxonomy places the organism in Eukaryota, Viridiplantae, Streptophyta, Magnoliopsida, Lamiales, Oleaceae.
AUGGCGGGAUCGGAAAGUAAUGGGCUUCCUGUGAUUGAUAUGCAAGAUUUUCCUGGGCAACUAUCGAAGCUGAUGGAGGCAUGUGAAGAAUGGGGAUGCUUUCGAAUUGUGAAUUUUCAAAAUUUUGUUCCACAAUCACUUAUGCAGGAUAUGAAGGGUGUAGUCAGAUCAUUGCUCGACCUUCCAAUUGAAAUCAAGAGGCGCAAUGUGGAUGUGAUUGCUGGAAGUGGGUAUAUGGCACCCAGCAAAAUUAAUCCACUUUAUGAAGCUCUGGGACUCUAUGAUAUGGCCUCUGCUCAAGACGUUGAUGCCUUCUGUACACAGUUAGAUGCAGCUCCUCACCAAAGGCAGACAAUUGUAAGAUAUGCUAGAGCAGUGAAUGAACUUAUGAUGGAUAUUGGGCAUAAAAUAGGAGAAGGGCUUGGUCUGAAAGGUGUUCCAUUUGACGGUUGGCCUUGCCAGUUCAGGAUUAACAAAUACACCUUUACCAAUGAAAGUGUAGGUUCCUCUGGUGUACAACUACACACAGACUCCAGCUUUCUUACUGUUCUACAGGAUGAUGAAAUUAUUGGUGGUCUUGAAGUAAUGAGAAAAUCAGGGACAUUUUUAGCAAUUGAUCCCUGCCCGGAAACUCUUCUUGUCAAUCUUGGAGACAUCGCUGCAGUUUGGAGCAAUGGAAGAUUUUACAAUGUCAAGCAUCGAGUGAUAUGCAAGGAAGCAGGAAUAAGGCUUUCAAUUGCUUCGUUUCUCUUAGGACCAAAGGAAGGGACGGUGGAAACACCAGCAGAACUAGUGGAUUCUGAACAUCCUCCUCUCUAUAUUCCUUUUACUUACGAAGAAUUCAGAAAGCUUCGAGUCUCUAAGAAGUUACACACUGGUGAAGCUCUUGAUCUUUUACGAGUAGAAUCCUAA